GUCCUAUAAGACAGCUCACGUUGAGCUCAGACGCUCCACACAGUUGUCUCUUCGAAAAUGGAUGCCAACAUUGUUGUUAUGGGGACAGAAAGCGUCGGGAAAUCAGCGAUUACUGUGCGUCUCUUAACUCGGAGAUUCAUCGGAGAGUAUGGAGAUAUUGAAUCCAUCUACAGUCACAGUUUUGGGAGGGAAUUCACUCUCAAUAUUUGGGAUUCACCUUAUUCUGAGGAUGUGGAGACCUCACUCUUUGAGAAGAAGGUCCAAUGGGCAGACGGCUACGUUCUCGUCUACAGCAUCUGCGACAGGGCCAGUUUCAACUCGGUCAGCAGGCUCAUUCAGACCAUCAAGUCCACGAAAGACUACCUGAGUGCAGAUAAAGUGCCCAUAGUGAUUGUGGGUAACAAGAGGGACCUGCACCACAGACGGACAGUCCUGAGCGAGGAAGGCCGGCUGCUGGCGCUCAACACGGACUGCCACUUCUACGAGGUGUCGGCGGCUGAGAACUACCACAGCGUGCUCAUGGUGUUUCACGGACUGGUGGACAGAAUGAAGGACGCCAAGCUGACCUCAAAGAGGCCUCUGGGGUUCAGGGGCAUAGUGAAAACCAUGUCGGCAGUGUUUGCCAGGAGACGGACAGACUCCUUUUAGUAAGACUAUGCCGGAAGAGGAGUACAUUUUCUACAAAUCUUCAAAAGAGAGGUUACACAUUGUGUGUAUUUGACUGGAUGGAUUACAGUUAAUGAGAAAUAACCAUGUUACUGUGUCAAAGGUAACAAUGAAGUCUCCCGAGAUCAGAGACACUGCGGAGAUGGGAGCUGCUCUUCCUUCAAAUGUGUGGAAAGACUCCAAGGGGGAAAAACAUGGAGGCCAAACAAUGUGAUAUUUGUUUGGGGGGUGACAGAUUUUGAGGUUAACUACACUUCAAGUAACAGGAGACUGAUGAAAUUACAGACUCAUUCAUUAGACAGAUACUUAACAUGUAAGAUACGGUUGUGUGCAAUAUGUUUAAAAUGUGGAUUUAGAGUGGAAGAAAUGAUAUGCACAAAAUGUGCUUUUAUUCACAAUGAUGACCAAAGAAUGGAAGAAAUAUCAAAAGUAAAACUGGAAAAGUCCUGCUCAAGAAUGAAUUGUAUUCUUGAAGUAAAACAUGUGUAUGUAAGUAUAAACACUAUAAAGUUUAAAAAAAAGAAGAAAAGGUUUUCCACUGAAAUGUAUUGUUUGUUUAAACCUUGUCUUACAAGGUUUUAAAUAAAGCAUAAAAUGUGAUUGUGGGGUGUGGUUAGGCUCAGCUGCAGAGUGGGUGGAGCGGGGAUGUGGUUCAGGGAACAG
Molecule: messenger RNA, 1329 nt
Organism: Cyclopterus lumpus (lumpfish)
Lineage: Eukaryota; Metazoa; Chordata; Actinopteri; Perciformes; Cyclopteridae
Exons: 4
Coding region: 58-648 (196 amino acids)
Molecular function (GO): GTP binding; GTPase activity
Source: RefSeq, a predicted model, not a curated record